This is a messenger RNA of Zea mays, 2377 nucleotides long. RefSeq names its product peptide transporter PTR2. Gene Ontology annotation, cellular component: membrane. Gene Ontology annotation, biological process: transmembrane transport. The record is from RefSeq and is a predicted model, not a curated record. NCBI's taxonomy places the organism in Eukaryota, Viridiplantae, Streptophyta, Magnoliopsida, Poales, Poaceae. The coding region runs from base 187 to 1968 and encodes 593 amino acids. Gene Ontology annotation, molecular function: transmembrane transporter activity. The transcript is spliced from 5 exons.
AACGAAACAGGCCUUACUCUAACUGCUGCAAGCCUCAGUGCAGUUACUGGCGGCAGCCGUUCCCGUGUUUGUCCAUGUCCAUCCAAUCCAACUCAUGCACUUCAUCACUCCUAGAGGAGUGCAGAAGCUGGGAAUUGUACUUCCACUACUAAAAAAUUGCUGUAGCCUCCUUCGUCUUGAGCGAGCAUGGAGAUGUCAGCCAUGGAGGAAGCCCUCCCCAAGGCGAUGGAGAGGAGGAAGGGAGGCCUCAGAACCAUUCCGUUCAUCAUCUUAAACGAGAUAUUCGAGAAGGUGGCCACGUUCGGGCUGUCGGCCAACAUGAUCCUGUACCUCACCGAGCGGUAUCUCAUGACCAACGCCUUUGCCACCGUCGUCCUCUACUUCUGGCAUGCCUUCUCCAACUUCCUGCCCAUCUUAGGCGCCGUGCUCGCCGACGCCCGCCUCGGCCGGUUCCGGGUCAUCACCCUCGGCUCCUGCGUUAGCCUCUUCGGGAUGUGCCUGCUGUGGCUGACGGCGAUCCUUCCGGUGUACAAGAACACCCCGGAGUGCGCGCCGGGGCGGCCGGUAGGGUGCGCGGUGCUGCCGUGGCAGCUGCCGCUCCUCUUCACGUCGUUCGCGUUCAUGUCCCUCGGGUCGGGCGGCAUCCGGCCCUGCACGCUGGCGUUCGGGGCCGACCAGCUGGACAAGCGGGACAACAGCGCCAAUAACGUGAGGACGCUGCAGACCUUCUUCAACUGGUACUACACGGUGCUGGGCCUCUCCAUCGUGUUCGCGUCCACCGUCAUCGUGUACAUCCAGCAGGCCAGGGGCUGGGUCGUCGGCUUCGCCGUGCCCGUCGUGCUCAUGGUCACCGCGCUCACGCUGUUCCUCCUGGGCUCGCCCUUCUACAUCAAGGCGGCGGCCAACAGCAGCGUCGUCAUCGGCUUCGUGCAGGUGCUCGUCGCCAGCUACAAUAACCGCCACGAGCCCUUGCCGCCGGAGACUGCCGACUCCUCGAGCUUCUACAACAAAGCAGGCUGCAAACCUAGGACUCCCACGAACAAGCUAAUGUACUUGAACCGGGCUUGCGUGCUCAGGAACCCGAGCAAGGAGAUCAGCCCCGACGGGGCGGCGUGCGAUCCGUGGAGGCUGUGCACGGUGCAGCAGGUGGAGGACACCAAGGCCGUCAUCCGCGUGCUUCCGAUAUGGUCGACGGGGAUCAUGCCGGGCGUGGUCGUCGGGCAGCAGAUGUUCCCGACGCUGCAGGCGAAGACGAUGGAGCGGAGGGUGGGCAAGCUGGAGAUCCCCCCUGCCUCCUUCGGCGUCUUCGCCAUCCUGACGCUCACCGUCUGGGUUGCCGUGUACGACCGCGUGCUGGUGCGGCCCCUGUCCCGGCUCACCGGCCACGCGCGCGGGCUCAGCCUGCGGCAGCGGAUGGGCGCCGGCCUGGUGCUCUUCGCCGUGGCCAUGGCCGUGGCCGCGCACACCGAGAGCGUCCGCCGAGCCGCCGCGCUCGCCGAGGGGCUCCGCGACUCCAACCCGCUGACGGGGGAGCGCCCGGUGCGCAUGUCGGCCAUGAAUCUGGUGCCGCAGCACUGCCUCACGGGGCUCGCCGAGGGCCUGAACCUGAUCGGGCAGAUCGAGUUCUACUACUCCGAGUUCCCCAAGACCAUGUCCAGCAUAGGGGUGUCCCUGCUCGCGCUCGGCCUCGGGUUUGGCGCCGUGCUGGGCAGCGCCAUCGUCGGGGUCAUCGACGCGGGGACCCGGAGCGGCGGCAGCCACGACGGCUGGCUGCCGAGCAACCUGAACAGGGGGCACUACGACUACUACUACUUGGUACUGGCGGUGCUAUGCGCCGCCAACGUGCUGUACUUCGCAGUGUGUGGCUGGGCAUACGGCGACGAGGGGCAAAACCGGGUGGUGGCCGCCGACGCCGCGGUGGACGACGUCGACGACAAGGAGGAGGAGCAAAAGGCGGUAAUCAUCUAGGCUUAGGCCACGGUGGACUUUGAGCAGAGCACUAGGAACAGUAUAGCGUUGAUCUGGGAUGAUCUCUUGCUCUAGUGUGUACCUCGUACAUAUGCUAAUCAAUAUGGUGACAUUUCAAGAGUAGAUAAUCUUGAAAUGUUAAUAUGGACAGUAAGUACUGUCGUGUAGCGUGUCAAAAAUGCCGCAUGCAUUCUCUCUUCCGAAUUAGGAGGUAGAGAGAACUUCAGUGAUCCAGUAUUCCAGUGGUCGCCCACUCGCCCAUACGUUAACCCACUUUGACUUUCUCAUUCCCCUCAUCCGUCUCCUUCCCCUCAAGUUCAAUGCCACUGCUAGUGCUAGGUGUCAGCUGCCCCAGCCUAUUAUGAACUCAUGGAAUCAGGGGUUAAGAUUAUUCACAAUGAUUCUCUUU